Rhopilema esculentum is the source of this 5428-nucleotide messenger RNA. RefSeq names its product sodium/potassium/calcium exchanger 2. Gene Ontology annotation, biological process: calcium ion transmembrane transport; intracellular calcium ion homeostasis. Gene Ontology annotation, molecular function: calcium channel activity; calcium, potassium:sodium antiporter activity. Gene Ontology annotation, cellular component: plasma membrane. The record is from RefSeq and is a predicted model, not a curated record. Lineage: Eukaryota; Metazoa; Cnidaria; Scyphozoa; Rhizostomeae; Rhizostomatidae.
UCUGAAUCUUAUACCGAACAUAAAAAUAUUGUAGUUACAAUAUGUCAAAGAAAGAUAAUGCUUACAAUAUGCCUAUGAAAGUAACAGUUACAAUAUGUCAAAGAAAAUGACAGUUACAGUAUGAUGAAAAAUAUGAAAGUUAGAGCAUGGUGAUAAAAGAUGGCAUUGAAGUUGAAAUGAAAUCGACAAUGUUUGUAAGUUGCCAUGUUGCUAAAAAAGUAUCUCUUGCAGCACCUGAAAGAGACUUCUUGCUCGGGCACCGUUGGUGUAAACAGAAUGGCCAUGCUACAAUCAAAUUGAUUUCAAUUUCCUUCAUUUAGGAAGCAUGCUGUAAAAUGAAUAAGAGAAGGAUAAAUGGAACAUUUAAUUGUAAUGUAAUUACACUUGUGCUAGAUCAAAUUUCAUUAAUAGUGAAUAGCUUCAUUAAGAACGAGUCGGAACCUUGCGAUAAAAGAUGCAGAAAAAUCGAUCUUUUCGAUCAACACUUUCCAUUUAUGUUGUUGCAUACAUUGAAGAACUCUCAACGCUUUCCAAAGAACAUCUUUGAAGAAGAUCAGAUUUUGUUGACCCGAGCAAAACGUCUGGCAGAUGAUAUUUAACUCGAAGCAGUAGCGAAUAAACAUUAGCGCAUUUUAAACGUUAAGGCACCAUCUUGAACACGGAAAAUGAAGUGGCUAUCGGUAGAAAACCAAAAGCUCGUUUUACUGCGAUUUAUUGAGACAGAAUUCAUUAAGCAGGUUUUUAAGCUAUUCUAGCAAAAUUGCGACACAGUUGUAUCUAAUUCAGCUCUUUGACGACAUAAAUUAUUCGGAAUUUGCGUUGACCGAGGUCCCAUAGAGCGAGCAUGUGGCCAUGUUUGGUUAACCACAUAGCUGCAUUGUCUGCCUUCUGCUCUCCUGUUUCAUCCCUAUCCUCUUAUCCGACAUUAAAUAUUCAUCAAGCUUCACAUUUUGCAUCGAUAUACAUGUCUUUAGCCAUGACAUCGUAUUCAACUUGUUGCGCCCAGUGUCAGGAAGAGUCACUAGCGCCACCAGUUCUUCCGACAGAUCAAAUGUGUAGCUUUAAUUAGCUCGUUAACUGCCAAUUACUAGCAUCAUGACCAUGAGAUGAUAAUUCACCGCGCCUAUGGCUUCAAAUCCCAGCUGAAUUUCAAAUCCCAGCUGAAUUUCUUCUGGUGAUUUCCGCUAGGAAAAUGAAGCUGUCUCUUUUCUAAUUUGAGGUAUUUGAGACAAAAGAUACCUUUGAGACUAAAUGGACUUGGAAAACUAGAUAUGGCCUUGUAAUACACUUAAAAGAGUGCCACUGCGGUGGAGGGUGGAGGUAGGGGUGUAAUGUGGCAUUCUGCAAGAAAUUAGAAAUUGACAGGGAAAUACAAUUUGUUUUGAUAUAAAAAAUGUUGUUGCACGAGUUGUGAUUUUUAGCAACUAAUGUGAAGAAAGAGCAGUGUAGCGAAAAAGCAUUAGUACACUUGAGAUUUUUUCAGCUCUGCCACGCCAUUUUUGUUACCGUAAAGACAAUACGACUAGCCAUUCUUCCAAUGUAACUUAGUGGUGCAAUAUAGUGCUUGCUCUUGGCUUCUUUCGUCUUGCGUUUCAUUCUAAUCUAUCAUCAGUAAGCGGUAGUAUUUUUUGACAGAGCAUUCACUCUAAACAAAAUUUGAUGCACCCAAAACACAGUACUCUGAUUUCUAGGAUAAAAAGAAGAUUCGAGGGGUGGUGCUGGUUGGAAUGAACUGAGCGGCCAUGGCCAAAUCCGAAAAUUGAUAAAUGGGGAGAUUGGUUGACGAACAGCAAGAUCUACGUCUAAAACAUUUGUAGACUAACUACUGACUUCCCGAUGACUUCCAACCAUAACAGUUUCAAAUUAACAAUGAUAAAAAUUUACCUCUAUGCAUCCUGAUUUUUAUUCGGGUGUUUUCGCGGAAUAAGUGUAGUUGAAAUUAGAAGCAGAGUAGCUAUCAUGACAUCAUAGUAGCUAGCAACAGAGACCGUGGAAGCUGGGGGGGGGGGCUGAAGGGGCUGAGGGUGUUAUAGCUCCCCCCGAUAAGAAGUACUAAAAUGUACUUAAAACCAAACCAUUCAAAAAAAUUUACCCUGCUCUUAAUUUUAGCAUAUUAAGCCCCCUCAAAACAUUCAAGCCACCUUAAUCCGUAACAUGCUCCGCGGUCCUUAAAGAAUCGCCAUUGUAAAUCGGGCCAAUCAAUGCUGACCUAUUUCAUCAUUUCCGGUAGACCCCUUAUGACCUGCAUGUCCGAAAGCUUCAAGUCAAUUAGCGUUAAUUCCAACGUGCAUAACUAUUUUACGUGGGCUUAAUUUUCUUGGCAAAUGUCAUUAUCCCAUGUUCUUUGGUCCUUAGCGUGCAUCUUUCAUAAUUGUCAUUUAGGUUUCGGUCUAAAAUGAACAGGGAAAGUUGGCUGUGCUGCAAAGAGACGCGUGGCUUUAGCAAGAUCUAGCGAUAAAGAAAAUGGCCUUGAAUGGAAACUUUCGUCGGCAGAAGAGUCAUGCCUGGCUGAAGAGGAGCAUUUUGCUGAUCGCAACCUUCCUUCUGUGCACGAAGUUUUUCGCAAAAAAGUCAUUCAUACAGUCAGAAAAAGUUGACUCUAAAAACUGGCUCGACAAUAGUGUUGUCUCAAGGAAACUGCUGAGCACAGUGGAGUGGGAAAAGUGCGAUUAUGAGCUGGGAUUUGCGAGGAACUACUCGAAGCCGACGAGUGAGUGGCAUUCUCCAAGCACGGCCUACCUGUGGAUUGGUCUUUACGUCUUCCUGAUCUUCGCCGUGUUUGUAGCUCUGGCGAUUGUUUGCGAUGAUUUCUUUGUGCCUUCGCUGGAGGUGAUCAGUGAAAAGCUGGACUUGUCCGAAGAUGUCGCUGGGGCAACAUUCAUGGCCGCGGGCUCCUCCGCACCGGAACUAUUCACUUCAAUAGCAGGUGUAACUGUUGAAAGCGAUGUUGGUGUUGGCACUAUCGUGGGGAGCGCAGUAUUUAAUCUUCUUGGGAUAGUCGCUCUCUCAGCUGCUUUUGCAGGCAAGACUUUGUGUCUUGACUGGCGGCCCUUGGCAAGGGAUUCGACCUUCUACGCGCUGUCAAUUGUCCUUUUCAUUAUGUUCGCUUGGGAUGGGAAAUUUUACUUAUACGAAAGCAUCAUAAUGCUGUCUCUAUAUAUACUAUACAUUUCAAUAAUGAAAGUCAACUAUAAACUGAUGGAGUUGUUGGCCAAAUGCAGCCGAAAAGCUCCCAUCCACCCAUCUCACGGAGAAGGUAAAGAAACCACUUUGGCAUUUAGCCACAGUGAAAAGGCAAAUGCUGAGGACUUCACGAAUUGCGUGUCUCCUACAAGAAGCACGGAACAACACGAACACACGCGCAAUGCGCUUGGUGAAAGAUCAGAAACCGCGUCUCCAGUUGAAUCAUCGCGAAGGUUCUCGCAUUUGAAACGUGGCGAAUUGACACACACGAUAAUUGGCGCUCACGAUGGUGUGGGAAGACGCCCAUCUUUUAUAUCAGAAUCGCAUGAAGACAGGCGCACUGGAUCUCUCCUCCACAGCGAAAACAGCAUUGAUAUAAAGGAAAAGGAAAACUUGGAUCUGAGCUGUACGCGUUCAACAGAACCAAUAACAAACGGAUCAUUUCAAUCUAAAUGUGAUCCUAAAGACUUGGAAGAGAGUAAAAGUGAUGCAAAGGAAGAUGAAAACGAGGAGGGAAUAAAAGUCUGCUCGUGCUUUCCGCCAAUCAAGACCGAGAUACCAUCGCGAGAUGAAGGGAAACGAGGCUGUAUAUCUCUCAUUAAAAUUAUCCUUCAUUGGAUUCUUUUCCUAGUUUCAUUUCCAUUUGUAGUCGGUUUCAGUUGGACAGUUCCUGACUGCAGCAAGCCGAAAUUACAAAGAUAUUUCAUAGUCUCGUUUGUAAUGUCUGUUUUUUGGAUUGCUGCACUAAGUUUUGCGAUGGUUACACUGGUCGGCAGAGCCGGGUGCAUAUUAGGAGUAGACAAAUUUACAAUGGGACUGGUAGUGGUUGCAAUUGGAACCAGUAUUCCGGACGCACUGAGCUCGAUUCUUGUAGCAAGAGAUGGGUAUGGUGACAUGGCGGUUUCCAAUGCAAUUGGUUCCAACGUGUUUGACAUCGAUUUAGGUCUCGGGCUUCCUUUUGUCAUAAGCAUACUAAUUAGGAAAAUGAAGCCUGUUUUACUGCUAACACCCAAAGAGGAGGAGGAUUACAAAAGCGGCAAGAUCAUAAUGAUUCCUCACGUGAAGUUUGGCUUUCUUUUGCUGCUUAUUUUAUUGCUGUCAAUAAUUUCAUUUGCAAUAGCAAGAUUCAAAAUGAACAAAAAGUUAGGCAUAGUGUUUGUUAUAUUGUACAUUUGUUUUGUAGCGUAUGCGUAUAUCCAAGAUAUUUAUUGCAAUAAUAAUUGCUAGAUUGUUAAAUUCGUAUGAAGUAAAAGUAUGUAAGAAACAAAAAUUGCUGUAAAUAUCUGAAAAUGCCAAAGAUUAGUGAAUUGUGUAGUUCAUGUGUAGGCGGCAUGUAGAUUAGGAUAGAAGAUAAAAGAUUGUAUUUAUCAAUAGAAAGUACUUUACGACAUCGUUGGUCCCCUAUGGAAUAAUGGGUUGUCCAGUUGCAGCUUUAAUAAUUAACUUGAACCUAAAAGAGUUCAACAUAUCAAGAAGUGCAAAAUAGCAAUAAGUACAACAUAAAUUCCUCAGGAUUCUCGAGAGAAGUCUGAAAAGGCCCAAUCAAUUUUUCUUAAACAACUUAAUAUUGAUGAAUUGAAAAAGAAACGUUUUCCUUUCCUUUUACUGCUUUUAGCUUCACUAUAUGCAAGAUGACAAGUAACCAGCUCUUCUCAAAACGAGAAAUUCCUUAAACCACCUUUCUGCUUUGCAAACUUCAAAAUCUUUUGCAGAAGAUAGUGUAAGUCGUAAUUUAUGUUUAUUUUUAUUGAUACGGCUGGCUCCGUUAUAAACAUAUCUCAUAUUGGACAAAAUCAUUUUCACUUGCACGACAUUUUCAUAUUUAUUUCAUUGGUGUCAAAUAAAGUUGCAGAAUGGACUGAAACGCGAUAAAUUGUUUCCAUCUAGGGUCAAACAAAAUAAGCACAACUUUAUUAAGAUGAUGAAAGAAAUUGAAUUAAAAUUUGGAAGCCCAGACUACUGCAAGUAUUCUAAUAAUGUCACAUUGAGCAAAGAAAAUAAUCUAUUAGGAUAAAAGUAAUGUAAGCAUUAUAUCACGAGAGACCAUUUAACUAAUAAACAUUCGGUAGAUACUCUCUGGCUCUGUACAAUAUACAUCCCCGUUUAGCUCAGAUCGAUGGAAUUUAACGCUUCCUCUUUUUAACCCCUUCUAUUAGAUAAUCAACGGAUUUGGGAAGAAUUUGAUAGAUAAUUAUCGGGUUUAUAAAGUUCAAGAAAGAGAUUAAAUAGCACAAUAUCUAUAUAU